CUUUUACCUUCUGAUACAGGUGUCAGACUUUACUUAGCUAAAGAGGGCAAUGUCGUUGUUCAAAGCUCGGGACUGGUGGUCCACCACUGUCGGUGAAGAGGAGGAGUUUGAUCUGGGAUGUCUCUGUGUAGCCAAUAUUGACAAUGCCAGUGAUGAAUUAGACAAAAUUAUCAUUGGAAGCUACCAUGGCAUAUUAAGAAUCUUCAAUCCGAAGCCCACAAAGGCAGAUGACGGGGCUUGGUCAGGUUAUAAACCCGAGGAUGUUCUGUUGGAGGCGUCUCUACCGGAACCCAUACUCCAGCUGGAGGCAGGGAAAUUUGUAUCAGGGACAGAAAAUUUACAUUUAGCAGUCCUGCAUCCAAGAAAAUUAGCAGUUUAUAAAGUUGCAGUGACAUCUGGUGCUGUGGAACAUGGCAGGCAUUUUCAGCUGAACCUUGCAUUUGAGCAUAAUCUUAAAAGAACAACAUUCAACUUUUGUUAUGGUCCAUUUGGUGGUGUAAAAGGAAGAGACUUUAUCUGUGUGCAGUCGAUGGAUGGCACAGUCUCUAUUUUUGAGCAGGAGAGUUUUUCCUUUUGUCGGUUUUUACCAGGUGCUCUUUUACCAGGCCCUAUAAGAUACAUGCCAAAAUCCGAUAGCUUUGUAACUGUCUCAUCCACAUGGCAGCUAGAGUGCUACAAGUACCAAGUACUAGCUGUAGCUACUGAUGCCAAAACAAAAGAAGAAUCUCAGAACAUUAAAUCUGGAAAAAGAGUCACGUGGGAUUGGUUCUACAAUCUUGGAGAGCAGGCCUUAGAUUUGGUGGUUGUAAACUAUGAAAAUUGUCCACCUUCUAUUAUGGUCUUAGGAGAAAGAAACAUAUUUUGCCUAACUGAAAUGGGAAAGUUAAGAUGGAUGAAGAAAUUAGAGUAUGAACCUAGCUGCUUUUUGCCAUAUUGUUCAGUUGUAGAAAAUACUGUGAACUGUUUGGUGGCUACUCACACUACAAAUUCUUUGAUGGUUUACCAAGACUUUACCCUGAAGUGGGCAGCCAAGUUAGAUUUUACACCUGUCCAAGUUAGACUUGGCACAUUUCAAGAUCUGAAGGGUGUGAUAGUGACCUUGUCUGACAAAGGUCGUCUGGAGUGUUCCUACCUCGGUACAGAUCCGGCUCUGUUCAUCCCUCCUGUUCCCGAGUCCCGGGAACUGAAUUACGCUGAAAUGGAUCGAGAAAUGGCACAGCUUCAGAAGAGAAUCAAGCAGUCCUCACAUAAAACUGUUCUGAUGCCCAAUCUGAAGAAACAGGAAGAUGACUUACAGCUGUUAGCACAAGUCAAUCCCAACCUGGAUGAUGUUUCUAUGGCUACAGAGGUAGAAUUUGAUGACCCUGACCCUGUGCCCUCCAUCACAGUCCGUGUUCAGGUCAAGGCCAGAUUGACCAUAGAACAUAUUAAAAUGCAUGUCCAUGCCAGCUGGCCGCUCAAGGCCAAUGUCACCUCGUUUGAGAUUUCCUCUGUUGAUCCCAGUAAUCCGUCAGAAUUUUUUGUGGCAUUCUUCAUGGUUGGGAAGGCACUGCCUGCUGACAUGUCUAUUUCUGUGUCAGCUAACUACAUGAGUGCAUCAGGUGCUCCAAGAGUUGCCACAGCAAGGGCAAAGCUCCCUAUAAAACUUGUGAUAAAACCAAUUCCACCAGUGAAGAAUGCUGAGUAUAAACUAACUCUGGAUAGUAACAAGCCGCCAGCUAACUUAAAUGAAGUCUUUCCAGAUCUACUUGGUGAGAAUGCAGGAGGACAGGGUGCUGCAUUAGGAUUUCAGUAUUAUGGAAACGGCCCUAUUGUGUCUGUGCUGGCAUCCAAGACUUCUCAGAGGUAUCGCCUUCAGUGUGACCGAUUUGAAGCCAUGUGGUUAAUGGUAAAGGAACUAGCAGGGAGACUAAACAGCCACUUCAAUCGAAGUAAAAAUGACAACUUUACACUGUAUUUUACUGGACAGCUGCCAAUACAGGAGUAUUUUGAUCUGAUUGAUGCUCACUUUGAGCAUAGACUGAAUGCAGAGAGAUGUAAAGAAAUGUUAAACCAGCGAGCUUCACAGUUCCGUGCAAUACAGAGGCGACUGUUGACGCGAUUCAAGGACAAGACUCCUGCUCCAUUAUCUAAUUUAGAUACACUCUUAGAGGGCACUUAUAGACAGAUCUUACAUUUAGCUGAUACAAUAGAAGAGAAUAACCAGUCGCAGGAAGUGGCCGCCCUGAAUCUGUCGAGUGGAACCUAUCUUUUUAAUUACUUGGUUAAGCUGUGGACAACUAUGUCAGAUGAUGAGUAUAAGGUUCUACAGAACUGUAUCUCACCUGUUGUCUCCAGCUCCACAGAACAGGGCUGGCAGGAGUCGGUGGACGCCGCUGUGACACACCUACUGAGGACCACCCUAGCCAAGUCCUCCAAGGACCAGACCCUGAAUCCUCAACCUCUACAGAUACCCGAAGACACCACUAAGGUCAAGAAACACAUCGCCCUCAUGUGUGAUAAACUGGGCAAGGGGGCCAGGCUGCUGGAGGGACUACCUCAGAACUCUAUGGUAAACAUAAGUCCUUCACCGAGAAAGGAGAAGAAAGCCAAAGUUUCUGCUACAAGUAAAACUGUGAUGGAGAAUGGACAUAUAGACAAUAGUGAUGAUACAGAAACUCUUAUAGGAAGUCAGUUUGGACAGCAUAAGAGCAAACGUAACAAAGAGCCAGAUUAUGGAUCUGAUUUAAAUGGACUCUCUGAUUUAUCAAUGCUGGGAUUACCAGCAGAAAACGUGACGUUAGAAAAUGAAAUGUCAGAAAAGAGGAAGAAAAAACAUAUAGAGGCGAUGGUACCCGAUUUAGAUGAUAUGGAGGAUGAACCAGUGAUGCUGGAGAACUAGGGAGCACUACAUAAUUUACAUACAUUUGUGAUAGCCUGAACCAUUGUGAAAUCUCCAGUAUUGAUCUGAAUGAAAUAUUCCGUCCAUUGAGGAAGCAGCGGUUCUGUUUCUGUGGCUGUGUUAUCAACUUUCUGACACCUGUGAUAUUUACAUCCAGUCAGGUGACCUGUGUACUUAUCUCUCUAUUACACCUGUGAUAGCUACGUCAGGUGAUGUACUUACUUCCACACCUUGAUUUCAUAAUUAGUGAUCUGUUACAGAAGGAAGAAUUACUCAUGCAUCAGGUUGUGGAUAACAUUUUUAGAGAAAGACAGCUCUAUCAUUUAUUUAUAACUUAUUGUGUACUUGUACAUGGGAUUAGUAAAUGUUCUUGCUGAUCUCAUCCUUAUUAUAAACUUAUCUAUUUUUGUCCAGACUUGUUAUUUAUUUAUACAUAUCACUUCAAUGUGUGCUAAUUCAGCUUUAUGUUGUUUUGAAAAUUCAUACACUACAUGUGUAUACAUGUAUUUACUAAAUCUAUAAAUCAGUGAAAUGGGGUAGAUGCUGGUUAAAGUGUUUUUGUUUUAUGUUUUGCCUCUUUAAUGUUUUUUUUGCUUGAAUGAAAUAUUUUGUUUGAAUUAAUGUAUUGUAUUCACUGCUACACUUUUGUAAAAUUUACUUUUUAAUUUCAAUCAUCUCAGGUUUUCAUUUGUAAUUUACAUCAAUUUUGACUUUUACGAUAUCUCUUAUUCUAUUCAUGUAUUAUUACCAUUUUUAAGCAUAGAACUCUUUUCACAUUCAAGGAUAUAAAUGAAGAUCAGAACAUUUUAU
Saccostrea cuccullata (small rock oyster) is the source of this 3691-nucleotide messenger RNA. Its product is annotated as protein PTHB1-like. Gene Ontology annotation, cellular component: membrane; BBSome. The coding region runs from base 50 to 2881 and encodes 943 amino acids. Lineage: Eukaryota; Metazoa; Mollusca; Bivalvia; Ostreida; Ostreidae. The record is from RefSeq and is a predicted model, not a curated record. The transcript has 22 exons. Gene Ontology annotation, biological process: cilium assembly.